Anguilla anguilla (European eel) is the source of this 2689-nucleotide messenger RNA. RefSeq names its product insulin-like growth factor-binding protein complex acid labile subunit. Gene Ontology annotation, molecular function: protein binding. The transcript is spliced from 2 exons. The record is from RefSeq and is a predicted model, not a curated record. Bases 509 to 2566 code for a protein of 685 amino acids. Lineage: Eukaryota; Metazoa; Chordata; Actinopteri; Anguilliformes; Anguillidae.
UGGAGUACAGAGGCAAAUCAAGAAAAACUAUGUCUUUGUCCCAAACAUGGGCUCACUGUAGAUUUAAUCACUGUAGUAAUAUUAUGAACUGCAUGUAAAAUAAAAUCUACUCAUUACAUUUUUCAUUGUAAUAUGUAGUCAAAAGUAAGGCUGUGUCAAACAUUUGAAAUAAAGCCACUAAGCAAUUGUGCACAGCAGUCAACUGCACAAGAAAUCCCCUUUCAAAUUGAGGUUUUGUGUGUGCCGCAUCAUUUGAAAGAUGCCUCUUUUGCAUUGGGGGGGAGGGGGAAAAAAACCCAAUACUUGUCAAUAUGCUUCGCUAGGCUGAAGGUUUUUGCCCACAACACUUUCACUGACUGAGCAUCUUGGAUGAAAAUUCUGAGAAAUUCACCUCUCAUUUCCUCUAUCACCAUAAAGAGUGACAUGCUAACUCCUGCACUUCAGAAGACACAUUCACUUACCAUAGGAGAGACGUAUCUGUCUUACUCAUCUGAGAUAAGCUGUGGCCAUGCUGGCACUUUGGGGCAUGAUUUUGACCCUGUCCUCUGUGACCGGAAGCUGCCCUGAGCCAUGUGAAUGUAUGGAUGACUCCACGCUCAACUGUCAAGACAAAGAGCUUGAGUCACUCCCGUCCCUCCCACCUGGAACCAAGGAGGUCUAUGCCACACACAACCUCAUCCACUCACUUCCUGCUGAUGGGUUGGAAGAGCUUCAGAUCUUAGAUCUGACCAAGAACCGGCUCAAUGUUUCCAUCUCAAACAGCUCUGCUCUCCCAGACAUGAGGAAGCUGGACAAGCUCUUCCUCAGGGACAACAGGUUGGAUACGCUGUCCCCUGGACAGCUCCGAGGCCUCACCAACCUGACGCUCCUGGACCUCAGCGAGAACCGCAUCAAGGCCUUGCUGCCUGGGUCUCUCAGGGGACUGCAGAACCUGGACACACUUAUCCUCAGCCUGAACAAGAUCCGCUCGCUGCGUCCCGGUGCACUGGAGGGAGCUCCCAGGCUUACUGUCCUCCACCUGAGUGGCAAUGCCAUAGAAGAACUGGAGGAGGGCGUGUUUGAAAACUCCACAAGUCUUCAGAUGCUGAUUUUGUCGAGGAACAGUUUAAGUAACAUAAGGAAUGGGUCCUUUAGGGGAGCUACAGGCCUUAAGCACCUUGACCUAAGGAGCAACAGCCUGGGAUCAGUACCUGUAGCUGCUCUAAAGGAUAUCCCCAAUCUUCAGAGCUUGAAUUUACAGAAGAAUAAUCUCUCCAGCCUUUCAGAUGAGGUAUUUGCUGGACUGACAUCUCUUAAGGAAUUGGAUCUGAGCAACAAUUUCCUGACUUCACUCUCUGAGAGAUCCCUGAAAAACUUAACUGAGCUAGGUCGGCUAGAUUUGAGCUUCAACCGGAUUUGGUCCCUUCCCUCUGGGCUGUUCCAGGACCUGGGCAAGCUGGAGAUCUUAGACAUCUACCAUAACAGGCUGAGCUCCCUCCCAGCAGACCUUUUUCGCAACAUGACUCUCCUGAAAGAGCUUCAGCUGGACAGUAAUAACAUCUCCUGGAUCCCUUCUGAAAUUUUUCAUGAAACACCUGGGCUCCAUGAGCUGCAGCUGGACAACAACCGACUUGUUGACCUCCCAGCAGACCUUUUCUCCAACGUCAGAGAGCUGAGGAUUCUGUACUUGAACCACAACGACCUGUCCAGGAUUCCUAAGGCCAUCUUGAGCCGAACUCGAAAACUGCGGGAACUGCACCUGGACAACAAUUUUCUUGAACCCCUCCCACGUUCAACCUUCCAAGAGCUGACCAAGCUCAGGAUCCUGAAGCUGCACAAUGACCACUUAUCCACUCUCCACCCAGACUUGUUCACCCACCUUAAGAGCUUGAAGGAGCUGUUCCUCAAUGACAACAAGAUUAAAGUUCUUCCAUUGGGUUUGUUUAAAGAGCUUGGGAACCUCAAGGCACUCUACUUGGACAACAACCAGCUGACUAGCCUGUUCCCUGAGCACUUUGAGAAUAUGGAAAACCUCAAGGAACUGCACCUGAGCUUCAACCGCCUCUCUGAACUUCCCCCUAAUGUCUUCCACUCCCUGGCAGACCUGAGGACGCUAUAUCUCCACAACAAUCGCCUCACCUCUCUGCCAGCUAAUAUCUUCAACCCACUGAUGAAACUGCAGGAUCUUGAUUUAGACAAGAAUAAACUUGACCGCCUGCCCCCUCAACUCUUCCAGAGCCUCGAGCAGCUCAAAGUGCUCUACCUCAGUUCCAACCAUCUCAAGGCCCUUGAGCACGGCACACUCUCACCUUUGCGGUUCCUGGAGGUGAUCUAUCUGGAUGGAAACCCCUGGAACUGCACCUGUGCCUCUAUCCUGUAUAUCAGCAACUGGACCAAUCAGCAUCCAGCCCUUUUGAAGGACCACCCCACAUGCCCCAAAAUGGGAAAGCCCCUGUCCCAGCCAGCACAGUUCCCUUCUUUGCUGCCCCAGUGUGACAGUGGAGCUGCACAGCUACCCACGUACGGGGCAUCACUGCGCUUGCCAGCAGUACUCACAGCUGUGCUCUGGGCUAUGGGCUUCCUGUGAGGUUUCAUGCUUCUGCCUUCCAUCCCUUUUGUUUGUGCUCAAAACCAUGGUGCUUCUGAUCAGAAGAGCAGUUUAUGUGCCUCCUUGGCCCUAGGAAUCAUCCCAACCCCCCAUCCCCAUAAC